GGUUGUUGGAUGUGUUUGUGUUUCGUUCCUACCCAUGUUCCGAUGCUCGGCGGUCAUAAUUCAAUCCUCGGUUGUUGCUGACGUUCCCUUCACAUGAACCGCUGAUCUGGACCAGACACCGCAUCGCCGAUGGGCCUCCGCGGCACUAUCUACCUCAUUUACACGAAGACAGUAUCGCAGCGGCGGAUUACUUGAGUAAUGAGCGCGAUCGAGAACGGAGCAAGGCUGCGAAAUUUGGCUAAAUGUCGAAGCUGCAAAUAGUGACCUGCGGUGAAAGUGUGUUCCUUGCGGAUAGUGCUCGCAGGUACUCAGUGUAAUUGGCGGUUAAAGUGUAAAUAGAAAGAAGAAAGGAUUGUGUUUUUCAGUUGUCGUUAACAUUUGCUACCGUCCGCGAUGGAUGCCUCCGAACACGAGGAAGCCCAAGUGCUCUACAGUGCCAGGAAUGGUCCGGAAAUUGUGCAAAACAUAAACGCCAACGUCCGCAAGCAAACGAGAUGGACAUUUUGGUUGAUCACUGCCGGCAUUUCCACAACCUUUGGAGCUGCAGUCCCUACGGGAUACAACAUAGGCGUUAUAAAUGCACCGGCAAACGUUAUUAAAAGUUGGUGCAACGAAACCAUUUACGAAACAUACGGCACCGUGUUCACGGAGGGCAACCUGGAGACGUUUUGGUCGGCUGUCGUGUCCAUUUUUCUCAUCGGCGGAGUAAUCGGUUCGCUGGGAGGUGCAUGGGUCGCCGAUAAACUUGGGCGAAAGCGCUCGUUCCUUCUUUGUGGCUUUUUGCUGGUGGUCGGAGGACUGUGCUUCCAGUUUACUAAAGCGGUCAGCUCCGUUGAGCUGCUGAUGAUUGGGCGUAUCGUCGUGGGCCUCGCGGCUGGACUGACCACCAGCACCAUUCCCAUGUACCUGACAGAGCUAGCUCCGCUAGGGCUCCGUGGCGCCCUCGGAGUACUCUGCUCGAUGGGCGUCACGGGUGGCGUGGUGGUUGGCCAGGUGAUGAGUCUGGAGGAAGUGUUCGGCACGGAAGCCCACUGGCAGUUUGCGCUCAGCUUUUACGUGAUUCUCGUGGUCGCCUUUUUCGUACCGUACCACUGGCUGCCCGAAAGCCCAAAGUAUCUGUUCGUUAUCCGACGGCGGCAGGACGAGGCGGUCAACGAACUGAAGCGUAUCGUUGGCCGCAAAGUGCGCGAUGAGUACGUCAAACAGCAGGUGGAAGCGAUGCGCAAGGAAUGCACAACGGACAAUCAGCUCGAGUGCGGAGAGGAAGCCAGAGCAGAAAAAUCCAAAGAACGGACGCUUAUAUCGGUCAUCCGGGAUCCUGCCUUACUGCUUCCGCUUGUGCUAGUGUGUGCCUUACAGGGUGGUCAGCAGCUAUCCGGCAUUAAUGCGGUGUUUUUCUAUUCUGUUUCCAUAUUCGAAUCGGUCGGGUUGAGCUCCACGGAUGCCAAGUUUGCAAACUUGGGCGCAGGUUGUCUGAACCUUUUUGUCGCAUUCUUCAGCCCAAUCUUGAUGGCAAAAUUCAACCGUCGAUUCCUGGCACUUACAUCUUGCUCGAUGUGUGCCAUCUUUCUCUUCUGUCUUACUUUUAUCGUAUACUUUAUCGACGACGUUGAAUGGUUUUCCUACGCCAGUAUCGUGGCCAUUCUGCUCUACAUACUCUUCUACCAGAUUGGCCUCGGUCCGAUCCCAUACUUUAUUGGUUCCGGUAAGGCUUUUCCGAAGAAGAUCACCAUUUUCGGUACACUUCUAAAACCCCUGAUUGUGUUGUUUUCGAUUUCAGAACUGUUUGAAGUUGGACCGCGACCAGCGGCGAUGGCAAUGGGUAGUUUAGCAUCGUGGGGAUGCAACUUUAUAGUGGCGAUGCUCUUCACCACGCUUCAGAACGCCUGGGGGGCUUUCGUGUUUCUUCCCUUCAGCUUCACGUGUGUCGCACUUACACUGCUGCUGAAGUUCUACCUUCCCGAGACGCGCGGUGUACACAUCUCACAGAUUGUGCCACUCGUCGCGCAAGGAUUCCGCUCCAAGCCGCUAGUGCCUUAACGAGCAGCUGACCAUGAUAACUGACUGAAAAGACAAAACCAAUGCUAUUACACUGAAGCAAGUUGUGAUUAGCUUAUUCGUGCUCACGCAGCGCGAAGAAAAUAUUCGAACAAACAAUAAGUGGCUUAAAGGUAAACUUAAGUUUAGCGUCUGUUAACAUAUACUUAGUUUAAGUUGAUUGAUGGUGGCUAGGGCAGUGAAAAGUACGUUUCUGUGUGAACGGAGAACAGGAAUACAGCAAACU
Anopheles cruzii is the source of this 2284-nucleotide messenger RNA. Its product is annotated as solute carrier family 2, facilitated glucose transporter member 3-like. NCBI's taxonomy places the organism in Eukaryota, Metazoa, Arthropoda, Insecta, Diptera, Culicidae. Gene Ontology annotation, cellular component: membrane. The transcript has 6 exons. Gene Ontology annotation, molecular function: hexose transmembrane transporter activity. The record is from RefSeq and is a predicted model, not a curated record. Bases 394 to 2040 code for a protein of 548 amino acids. Gene Ontology annotation, biological process: monosaccharide transmembrane transport.